GAAGUGGUUUUCCUUUUUGGUGCAUUGGAGGGGGCUCACGGCCAAAGGCGAGGAGUCGGAGUUUGAUGCCAUUGAGCUUGGCGCCAGGCUCCAAGAUCCGUCCCGACGAUCGCAGUACGGAGGUUUAGACCACACCUGGACCAGCAACUUGAAAAUGGCACUCCUUGCAACGGAGAUGGAGGGCAAAGCUCGCCUCUGUAGCGAGAAACUCAGGGCGCAGGAGGACAUGCAGUGCCGUGGUUGCAUGCAGCGCUUGGCUCCAACUGUAGCUGAAGCAUGCUUGCAGGACAACCCCGACGGGCAGCAGAGUCUGGACAUGAAGGCUGUGAGGAAAAAUGCCUUCGAGUCCGGUGCCAAUCAGCUGGAGCUUUCAGCUCUUGUUCUGCAAAACUUCGAUUUGAUCGACUAUUGCCAGAGCCCCAUCUUUGCGACAUACCUCGCCACAACACGAGCUGCAAGGGAGUUGCCCACGCGAGUGCAGUUCCAGGCAGACAGAACCAACAUGGCAUGGCUGAAGGACGAAAUCAGCCUGUUGUUUCAGCAGGCUCAUGAUCCCGUGGUUCUUAGACGCCUCAAGGUCUGGAAGGGUAUGGCACGCAACGACGAUGGAUCACUGAAGCCAACAGACAUGCAACAAGAGCACCUGGAAGCCUUCUGGAACUUAGUCGUCGCCACUGCGUCGGAACGCACGUGGUUUCUUCUUCACUACGUGUAUACUGGGCCGGAGAUGUUCGCAGGGCUGAUCAGCGAUGAUGAGGGCGAAGCCCUGGCGUGCCUUGCGAGGGUGCGUUCUGCGGCUGAGUGCCUGAUUGCAGCAGAGCGCGCGGUCAAUGAUCCGCAGCAUCAAGACAGAGCACUGCGUGCUGUGCUGGACAAUGUAUGGUGGAACAAGCUGCCCUUGAUCCGGCUCAUGUUGGCGAAGCUUCGGGCUCACUCGUGGCAGCGGGGGAGCUUGUGGCAGUUCACGUGGAAACUUUUCGGGCAUGGGCUGAUCCAUAGCAAAUCAACACAGGAGGACGUGCUUCAGGAGUUGCAAAAUCUUGCUCGUUCGAAUCGCAAUCCCGAGAUGCGGCAGCAGCGUGUCUUCUACACGCAAGCGACCUCAAAAAGGUUGCAGGCAACGGGGGAUGUCGAGCUCUUGAAGCUGCAGAAAGGGGAUUUGCAGCGCCAUGGACGGGCGCAUGAGGUCACCAAUGAUUGUUUUCGAUCCCGGAAGACACUCCUGCCUGAUGCCCCGGAGACGGAGUUCGUUAAGCAGUCCAUUGAAAAGCUCAAGAGUGGCGUACAGGACGGUGUGAAGCCUGCUGGCACCGAAGCAGACGAGCGCGCAGUCAGCGCGCUCGCAGCGCUGCAGGCAUUGCGCCGCAACGGCUUUCUUGGGGCCGACGCUCUGUGGGCAGGAAGUUUGCUUCAGCGUGGCCACCUGUUCCGACAGAAAGCCACUCACAAGACUUUCAUUUCUCUCGGUUUUGAAAGCUAUUGUGCCUUGGGAUGGGAGCUGGCCACGAGAAGCUUUUGCGGGCACACAUACUUCUACUAUGCGCCUGCGCUGACACGGGCCGAUGCAGUGAAGCAGCUGCUUUUCUUAGUCUGCACAGACUUGGCCAAGGAUGCUGCAAGCGCCGGGCGUGAGGAGUUUGAAGCCAUACCUUUUCAGCUGUGCCCUUCAUUCUCCGAUUUAGGGGAGACAUGCUCCGGCGAGUGCUUGCCCAUAGAGGUGCGGGGACAUGGAUUGCUGCUGAAGCAAACGGGUGCGCCGCGACGGCUCAUACCUCACAUGCUUCUUAGCAAGUCGCUGGAGGGGAUCACAGAGCUCGUCCUUCGCAGCAUCUUAACUAUUCAGGGCGCCCAAGUUCAGAAGAAACCAGGCGAGAAGUCCGUCACGAAGCGGACUUUGCUGUGGAGCGUGAUCUGCGCCGAGUUUGCCAACAAAACUGUUGAAGAGCAGUCUCGCAUCUUUCUGAGCUUCUACAAGGAAACAACGAAAUCCUCUGUGGUGCCGGAUGAGAUUACGUCCAAAGCCCUUGAACACCUGCCUUUCGACGAAGUCCAAUCAGAUUUCAAGGGCAUCAAAGACCGCUUGGAGCAACUCGACGUGGAGCAGCGUUUCAAAGAAGUGCUGCACCGGGAGAAGGGCGAGAAAGCCCGGGUGGAGUAUGAGACACCUGAUGCCAUAAAGCGGUUGAAGCCUUCCCAGGGAGUGAAAACAGUCCUAUGCAUGGACUUGCUUGGCCAGCCGAGUGCAGACGAUGUGCGAAAUGCUUUGGCAGAGGCUCUUCAGCAGAUCGAUGAUUGGGUCGUGUGCUUCGGAGGCGUGACACUUCCGACGUGGAAGAAGCCGAACCAGCAGAUCCAGAAGAGCCACCCGCAAGUCGUGGACGUGGCCGAGGCAGAGCCCGGCGUGGUAGUGGUGGGAGAGGCGCUGCUGCCGCUAGUGGCAGACCGGCAGCCGCCAAGGCAAAGACAAAGCGCAAGAGCAAAGCCAAGUCAUCCAAGUCUUCAGCUUCGUCGGCCUCAAAGAGUGCUUCCGACUGACACGAGACUUGUUUCCUGGUGCCGCGUUGCUGAAAGCACAGAUGGCAUGCCACCAAAGCAGCAUCGAGUGCCAAAAAGAGGAACAGACAUUCAGUUGCAGCUACAGCUAGGACCACUCCGCCAAACCGAGGCUGCCUUAUAUAGCAACCCCAUGUCUAGCAUAAGUCGUGGGCACCCAUGUACUGUACAUGAGGCUUCUAUGCCACUCCCAUGA
Messenger RNA from Symbiodinium necroappetens, 2749 nucleotides. Lineage: Eukaryota; Dinophyceae; Suessiales; Symbiodiniaceae. The record is from the annotation of a GenBank genome assembly.